Molecule: messenger RNA, 416 nt
Organism: Racocetra fulgida
Lineage: Eukaryota; Fungi; Glomeromycota; Glomeromycetes; Diversisporales; Gigasporaceae
Source: the annotation of a GenBank genome assembly
AUGAUAAUCUCAACCAUUAAAGCUUAUAUUGAUCAAAAUAUGGCAACACAAACAAACUUGAUUAACAAAUUAAACGAACGACUAGACUUAUGCUUCAAUCAACUUAACAACAAAGAGCAAACUUCACAACCCAGCAAUACUAAUCUUCAACAUAGCAACAUUGCGCCGCUAACUCAUAACCACGAAUUCAAUUUAGCACAACACGAAAAAAAUAAUAACACUCAUAAUACAAACCAACAAAGUAAUUGUCCUUUAACUCCAAUUCUCAAUAACCUCAUAAUUAGCUCCAAUUCACACGGUGCAACCCAAGAAGCUGCACACACCACCUUCACUACAAACGCGUCCGGUCAGGGUAUUCACACAGCCCAAUUCAACCUAUCUCAUCACAUCACAGCAUCCGGUCCACCAGUUUUACA